Molecule: messenger RNA, 1497 nt
Organism: Colletotrichum karsti
Lineage: Eukaryota; Fungi; Ascomycota; Sordariomycetes; Glomerellales; Glomerellaceae
Exons: 5
Coding region: 1-1497 (498 amino acids)
Molecular function (GO): heme binding; iron ion binding; oxidoreductase activity, acting on paired donors, with incorporation or reduction of molecular oxygen
Source: RefSeq, a predicted model, not a curated record
AUGGUUCUACAUGUCGAUAUUUCGACAAGCAUUCUUGCUUGCGUGGGACUGGCUGUUGUCUAUGUCAUCGGUUCAGUGUUCUACAAUCUUUUCCUUCACCCCCUUCGGAACUACCCCGGUCCGCUGCUCAUGAGAGCCACAAGAAUCACGUUUGGCUAUAAACUCAACAGAGGAACUCUUCCAUUCGAGGUUCUCGAGCUCCACAAGAAAUACGGCGAUGUCGUCCGUGUCGCCCCCGAUGAACUCGCCUUCAACAACGCCGGCGCCUGGAAAGAUAUCAUGGGUCACAGGACCUCAGGUACGGCCGAAUUCGAGAAAGAUCUGAAGUUCUACAGCCCUGCGCCAAACGUCCCCCGAACGAUUGUGAGCUCCAGAGGUCCAGAACACGCGAUGCUACGACGCCAAAUGUCCCACGGUUUCAGCGAGCGAAGUCUCAGGGAACAGGAGCCAUUGAUCAUGAAGUACAUCGACUUCUUCAUCCUACGUCUUCAUCAGAACUGCACCAACGAAGAACCCCUCGAUAUUGCGGCUUGGUACAACUUCACGACCUUCGACAUUAUCGGCGACCUUGCGUUUGGGGAGCCAUUUGGCUGCUUGGAAAAGUCCGACUGGCAUCCCUGGAUUCGCUCCAUCUUCGUCUCGGCUCGCCUGGGUACGGCGGCACAGACGGCAAACCACUUUCCUCUCUUGAAAUCAGUGCUUUUCAGGCUUCUCGCCAGCGACAAGGCGCGGAAGGCCAGAGGAAAGAACUUGGACAUGGCAAAGGCGAAGCUUGAAAAGCGUAUCGAGAUUGGUGCCAAGGGCGGCCGGCCUGAUCUUAUUGAGGGUCUAUUGAGGAAGAGGGACGAGCUUGGUCUGUCCUUCAUGCAGCUUGUGUCAAACAGCAACACCCUCGUGAUCGGAGGAUCUGAGACCACAGCUACUCUGCUUUCCGGGGUUACGUAUUACCUCCUGACGAAUAAGCAUGCCAUGGAAAAAUUAGCAGAAGAAGUUCGCUCAACUUUCCAAAGCGAAAAGGACAUCAACAUUUUGUCUGUCGGUAAGCUCAGCUACAUGCUCGCCUGUCUCGAUGAAGCACUUCGGAUGUACCCACCCGUCGCGAUGGGACUUCCUCGAGUGACUCCCAAGGCUGGUGCCACUGUUUGUGGGCGUUUCGUCCCUGGAGGCACGACUGUGGCCAUUCACCAAUGGGCGGUCCACCACAACGAGGCCUACUUCAAGGAACCUUUCAGCUUCCGCCCUGAAAGGUUCUUGGGCGACCCAGAGUUUGCUGGCGAUAACAGGGAGGCAUUCCAACCUUUCCACUUGGGAGCCCGGAACUGCUUGGGACGAAACCUUGCGUACGUUGAGAUGAGAUUGAUCCUCGCGCGCGUGAUCUGGAGCUUUGAUAUGGAACUUGCUGAAGAGAGUCGGGACUGGGUAGACAAGCAGAAGAUUUUCAUCCUCUGGGAUAAGCCUCCAUUGAAGGUGCAUUUGACACCGGUUCAGAGGGAGUGA